This is a messenger RNA of Paracoccidioides lutzii Pb01, 594 nucleotides long. RefSeq lists its product as hypothetical. The transcript has 3 exons. The record is from RefSeq and is a predicted model, not a curated record. Bases 1 to 594 code for a protein of 197 amino acids.
AUGUUCGUCUUCUCCGUUCUCCUGACCGUCUCUGUUCUUGCCAGCCUCUCCAGCUCGCAAGGCUUGGAUCCCAAUAACAUUCCACUACAAACAAGAGUGGUAUGGUGCCAAAAUCAAAUGUCCUCCUGCCCGCUGAUAUGCCUGCAAAUGCCAAACGCAACCGGAAGGCCAAUUGAAAACGGUUGUGAUCCAGCAACCUUAACCUUCUCCUGCGUCUGCUCGAACGGCAUGUCCCCCAACGGCUCCCAAUACUCCCUAACACUCUCCUACUACAUUUGCACAGAAAUGAACAACAAUUGCGUCAAAGCCUGUAACAGCGGCGACUCCUCCUGCCAAAACAAAUGCCGCGAAAAGAACCCCUGCGGUGCCCAGAACCCCACCCGCGUUACCUCCACAGCCACCAGCGGUGCUACGAACACCUCUGCGCCCUCUGCGACCGGUGUGGUUGAUACAGGUCUUGGGGGUAAUCCGGGUAUGGCGCCGAAGGGUGGCAGGAAUGGGGCGGAGAGAGGGUUGGUGUUGGAGAUUGGGCAGGUGUAUGGGGUUGGGAUCUUGGUUGCGGUGUUUUUGGCUGGGUUUUCGAUGGUUGUGUAG